AUGGCCGAACACGCCCAGGACUCGACCAUGCCCACGAGCAUCCAACCAGAGCCUCCAAUCCAAGACCAGGUACAACCUGAGGUUACUCCUGCAUCAGCUGGACAGAAGCGCUCCCUUGAUGAGGCUUCUGAAGAUGAACCUAUGAUGGAUCAACAAAAUGCACCCGCGUCUUCAAGUCAUGCAUCACCAGCUCAAAAGAAAAUAAGGCUGAGCGACCCGGGAAUUGGCGAUUCUGGGGAUGAGAAUGAGGAUGCCAUACCUGCAUCGCCCGGCUCACCUGACCCUGAGCCAACCGAAACAUCCAAUAAGGAUAUCGGCGGUGAUAAUGAUGAUGAUGAUGAUGAUGAUGACGAGGACGAGGACGAUGAUGAGGAUGCUAAUGAUGAGGAUGAUAAAGAGGGCAAGGUCGAAGAACCUACACAGGACGACGAUGAAGCAGAAAUCACUGCUGGCCCCCGCGAUUGGAACAGCGCCUCUCACAAAGUUGUCAGGACCUCGUUUGGGGCCGCAUUGCCAAUCCUCAAAACACGCGGUGUCUUGAACCGUAAACCCGCAGGCUCAGCGGAUACAAAGAGCCCAAAAGACGCCGAGACCAAGACCGAUGCUGCUUCAAAUGACAAGGCGGGCGUCGAGUCUACCGCUAUCAGUGGUGAUCCUGGGACUACCGGCAAAUCCAGGUCUAGGUCAAAGUCCAAGUCUAGGUCUAGGUCUGGCAGUGAGGCGCCGGACCGAUCCACAAUGCGCCGCAAAAGCAUUGAUUGGAAGCUGCCGGAACUUCAGUUGGACGUCAAGGGCGGCCGAAAGAAGCAGUUCCUUGCCUGGUGCGAAGAGUUCUGCUCAGAUAAUGCCCCGAACGUGGCAAAGGUGGAUGCUAGGCUGCUGCGCCGCGGUUACCUGAUCCGUCUGGAAGCUACUUCGAUACCUGAGCAGGUUCGUAAGGAAAGCAAGAAGGCCGCCAGGAAUACGGAUUCCUCGCAGAUGGACAAGAUAAUCUCUCGCUUUGUUGGUAAUGGCAAGGAAUCCUCUGAUCUGUCCGAGGGAGAGAUAAUGUCUGAAUCGGAACCAGAAGAUAAGCCAGAGAACAAGCCGUCCAACCUCGUAGAAAAACAGCUCCAACAACUACCAGGAUCUGGCGGGAGUGGCAAAAUACAACUAUCUCGGGAGGAAGAGCUUGAGCAGCUCCGCCUCUACUUCCCCCGUGCAUCUCAGACGAAUUUCUGCGUCAUCUGCGCCAAAAACGGUCACCGUGCAAACGACUGCCCGCCCCCGACGUGCAGACACUGUCAGGACCAAGGCGGCCACACCUCGGCCCAGUGCCCGACGAGGGUACGCUGUACCAAGUGUCAACGCCUAGGCCAUAUCAAAAAGUCCUGCCUCGAGAAGCUCGCCUCGGCCCCCGGCGAGGCAGAGCUGGAGUGUGCCGUCUGCUGCGCCACCGACCACCUCGAGGACGACUGCGAAUCCCUGUGGUGUACUUACUACCCGGACCCGGAGAACAUCAUCAAGGUCCAGUCCAUCCCGGCCUUUUGCUACUCGUGCGGCGCAGACAACCACUUUGGCGGCGACUGCGGGCUAUACAACAACAUCUCGACCCACUCCAAGGACGACACCUGGACCGUCGCGCACCGUGAUCUGUACGUCGACCCGGACACCGAUGUCCUGGCCGUGUCCUGGGUCCCUCCACCACCUCCCGACCCCGAAAGGCCCGACUUUGGCGGCAGGAGCAUCGUGCCGCAGCGGAACCACGUCUACUUUGAGAGCGACGACGAGGAGGAGGGCGAGUUCAUCCAACCCCCCGUCCGGAACCGUGCACCGCCUCCCGGCCGCCAGCAGAUCAGGAUCAACGGCCAGGCCGGCACGUCAGCUGCCAACGGGACGGGUAGCGGCGCCAGACAACGUGACUCUAGGAACCAGAGGAGGAACGAAAGUGGUGGCGGCGGAGGACGAAGCGGUCGGAACCCGCCCCUCCCUCCCGGACCGCCACCGUCUUCUUUACCAGCCAGGCCGCCCGGAGGGUCGUCGGGUGGGAGUAGCUCCCGAGGCGGCGGCGCCGGGGGCGGACGGAGGGGCAGGGGAGGGUUCAGCCGGGUGAGGGGUGGUCAUAGAUAG
Messenger RNA from Pyricularia grisea, 2109 nucleotides. RefSeq lists its product as uncharacterized. Gene Ontology annotation, molecular function: nucleic acid binding; zinc ion binding. The transcript has a single exon. The record is from RefSeq and is a predicted model, not a curated record. Lineage: Eukaryota; Fungi; Ascomycota; Sordariomycetes; Magnaporthales; Pyriculariaceae. Bases 1 to 2109 code for a protein of 702 amino acids.